Messenger RNA from Williopsis jadinii, 582 nucleotides. Its product is annotated as CinA family protein. Lineage: Eukaryota; Fungi; Ascomycota; Saccharomycetes; Phaffomycetales; Wickerhamomycetaceae. The record is from RefSeq and is a predicted model, not a curated record. The transcript has a single exon. Bases 1 to 582 code for a protein of 193 amino acids.
AUGUCCACGUUCCCGUCCGAAGAGACCGCCAGUACGGUAGCAAAGAUCGCACAGAUUCUACGGAGACGUAAUGAAACCAUCUCUGUCUCAGAAGCAGCAUGUGGCGGGCUACUGUCCGCCUACCUUGUGAGUGUUCCCGGUGCAUCGCAAUGGUUCCACGGUGGGACACUUGUGUAUAGUCUCAAGUCGAAGCUGAAGCUGUCAGGAUGGUCCGAGGCAGACAUCAUCAGUUAUACCGGGCCCUCAGAGAAGGUUGCCCUAAGACUCGCCAGAACAUUGAGGAUUGAGCUCGGCAGUACCUACGUGAUUAGUGAGACCGGGGUCGCUGGCCCAGUAGAAGAAGGCGCGGACAAGACAGUGUUUGCCAAUGAAGACGUCGGCAAGGUGUACCUUGGUAUCUCGACGCCGGAGGGUGAGAAGUCAAAGACCUUCAAGACCGGGUCAGUUGAUAGGUCGGCAAACAUGCAGGAGUUUGCCCAGCGAGGGCUGGAGUUCUUCCUGGAAGAGCUGGAGAAGAUUGACAACAAGGAGAAUGGAGCAGCUUCCUGUGAAGAGUCAAGUACGAAGAAGCAUAAGGCCUAG